Molecule: messenger RNA, 2162 nt
Organism: Paramisgurnus dabryanus
Lineage: Eukaryota; Metazoa; Chordata; Actinopteri; Cypriniformes; Cobitidae
Gene: schip1
Product: schwannomin interacting protein 1
Biological process (GO): positive regulation of hippo signaling
Cellular component (GO): cell junction; plasma membrane
Source: RefSeq, a predicted model, not a curated record
GCUGGAGAUGCACCGGUCUCUGUGUGUGCGCGCGCGCGUGUUAUUUGCUGUGUUUGUGAGCACCGGAGAUCCGCCAUGACUUACAUCGCGGUCGUUCUCCGCUCGGCGGCGGCGGCGGUUCUCACCGGUGAGCGGCUCUAAUAUAGCGUCACUCUGUCAGAUAAACAUGUCAUGAGAGAAAGAGAGUCCAUCAGAGAAGAUGACUGAUUACAGAGAGGAUGGCAUGGACCUGGGCAGUGAUGGUUCCAGUCGCUCCAGUUCUGAGAACAACUCCAACAAGGUGACGCCAUGUUCUGAAUACAAAUCUUCUCCCAGUCUGGAUCUGGCCGGUCUGGACGACUAUGAGGAAGAUGAAGACUGCCAGCCGUACCGGAGGAGAGUACUGCUGGACUGGGAGAGAGAAUAUGACGACCGGCAACAGGACUAUAACCACACUGGAAUGUUCCACGAAUCCAUUGACAGCCGCAACUUGGCCGAGGAAUUGCAAAAGGUCGAGUCACCUGCGCCCCCGUUGGUUAACUGCGUGUCCAAGGAGCGUAAACAGAACGGUAAUCUGAUAGAGCUCUUUGACCACCCGCUGUCACCCGGCUUUUGUAAAAGUAAGACCUUAAGCAGACCUGACCGUGAGAGUGCCGUCAUGAGACGGGAAGCUGGAGAGGCGGGAUGUGGGCUGGGAGGAUGCAGAGAAGAAUGUUUGGAGGAAAGUCAACUUCCUGCCAUGGACUGGGCGGCUCUGGAGAGACACCUCGCAGGUCUGCAGUUCAGAGAACGACAGCAGAACCACGGCCUGACUCGAAGCAACUCCACCUAUGCCCAGAAGAAUGAGCGUGAAUCUAUCCGACAGAAGUUGGCACUGGGAAGUUUCUUUGAUGAUGGGCCGGGCAUCUAUACAAGCUGCAGUAAAAGCGGCAAACCCAGUCUGUCAUCACGGCUUCAGAGUGGCAUGAAUCUACAGAUUUGCUUUGUGAAUGACAGCGGCAGUGAUAAAGACAGCGAUGCGGAUGAUAGCAGGACAGAGACGAGUCUGGAUACACCACUCUCACCAAUGAGCAAACAGAGUUCAUCAUAUUCAGACAGAGACACCACCGAAGAUGAUUCAGAGUCGCUGGACGAUUCAGACUUUCUGAGUCGACAGAAGAAGCUUCAGGCGGAGGCCAGGCUGGCGUUAGCGAUGGCCAAACCCAUGGCAAAGAUGCAGGUGGAGGUGGAGAAACAGAACCGUAAGAAAUCUCCUGUGGCAGAUCUGCUUCCUCAUAUGCCACAUAUCAGUGAAUGUCUGAUGAAGAGGAGUUUAAAACCCACUGACCUCAGAGACAUGACACUCGGCCAACUGCAGGUCAUCGUUAAUGACCUUCACUCACAGAUCGAGGGUCUAAAUGAGGAGCUGGUUCAGUUGCUGCUAAUACGAGAUGAGCUUCAGAUGGAACAGGAUGCCAUGCUGGUGGACAUUGAGGACCUGACCAGGCAUGCUCAGAGUCAGCAGAAACACAUGCUGGAGAAGAUGCCCUCUAAAUGAAGUCCACACUUGACAUCCUCAGACACUUUUCCUUAGUUUCUGUGCUUUAUAACAGCUGAUGAUUGGUCACAUCCUCACACACAUUAAAUAAAAGCAAAGUGACUGUCCGGGACCUUCAGGAGAUUACUGAGAUCGCCUUCACUGGAGAUCUGAUGUGAGAUCGGUGACGAGUCCUGAGAGCUUCCCACAUUCUGUCGUUCACUUCCAUGUGCAGUGAUUGGCCUUUGCUUUGUCAUAGAUUUGCUUGAAUCUUUUAUUUUCGCCACUAAAUUGUAUAAACCUAGUGAGAAAUUUCAUUCGAAUUAAAAUUAUACAAAAAAAAUGAAAAGAACGAGCAGUGAAUGAAAUGUUUGAGUUGGACAGUAUUUAUAAAAAGAAAGAAAUGCCUCUUUGAUGGUUUUCAGAUGAAAUGUUUGAUUUGAAGGUGCUAAAGAGGAAUUUUGCCUGCCUUGUAGUUGACUUGUAGCUUUUUUGGUAACACUUCACUCGGUACUCAACAUUUCCUGAAUGUUGAUCUUCUGCCACGUCAUUUAAAUAAGUGUGUUCAUAUCGUUAUCAUUCGUAUUGUAUUCAGAUUCUUUAUUUGAGGGAGAAAUGGUUAUGUACAGAUCUGUAUAAAAUACAAAUAAAACUUUGUUUCAUAGAG